AUGGAAUGUCCAUCGUGGCUUCUUGAAGAAAUCUGCACAAAUUUUUCAAAUAUGACAGUUCUGAAAUUCAAGCAACUCUGCACGCGAGCUGCUCAUCUGAUUCUCCAUGACAAUGAUGAUACGGUGCUGUCGAAUACUUCAGAGAAAAUCCACACAGUCAACCACUCAAAUCUCGUUUUGAUCGGGGAUUGGUUUCUUCUGAAACCAGCUGGAUAUGACUGUCCAUUAGAGGAUCUUGAAAAAGAGAUUGUUCAACUCGGACUGCCUACAGAACAUGGAAAACAACUUCGAAAAGUUUAUGAAGUUUACAAAAAUGAAUUGAUGGAGAAAGUCAAAAACUCGGUUCACAGAGAGCCCCAUGCUACGGUUCUUGAUUCUUCUGCAACUUCAGUGACUUUCGAAAGUGAUUCUCAAGUUUAUGAUGUAUCGAUGAAUGGAAAUAUGAUGAGCCAAUUCAAAAAUGUGACUCUCGUUGUUAUUUUAAUCGUUAAUUGGUUCUCGCCUCAUUACUAUGACUAUAGCCAGAUUAAAACAAAAGUAUAUUGUGAUAAGAAUGAAGUAGUCGGAAGAAAAUAUAUUAUGUUUCCUAUGGUUUCAAUUGUACUCAAUGGUGGAAUUGGAAAUCAACUAUUUGAAGUAUUUUCGUUACUUGGUUUGGCUCAAAAACUGAAUCGAACUGCAAUUUUCAAUGCUGAUGAUUAUGUUCUUCACUCAAAUCUAGAUCUUCUAAACAAUCAAAUUCCAUCAGUUGCUAACAGAGUGAUUUCAAUUCCUAUCGACAUAUCAGAAACCACAAGAUAUGUAUAUUCUCCUGCAUGCUGUCAUUAUCAGUUUUCAUUCAUUCUCUCUUGUGAACAAACAAAGUUUCUGGUCAUUGAUGGCGGAUACUUUCAGAGUUUCAAAUAUUUUUCCUCAAUAGAAAAUUCUAUUCGACACUGGAUGAAACCUUCCGAAAGAGAGCAAAUUUCACUGAAGAGAUUGAUCAAAAGGAAAGAUGAACUUCGGUGGAAAACCUGCGUUCAUGUUAGACGAGGAGAUUUCCUUUCGGAUGGCCAACAUGCUGGAACUGAUAAGAUGUUCACAAUCAAUGCUAUUGAUCACUUAUACACUCUUCAUUCUGGAUUGGUCUUUAUAUUCAGCAAUGAUCCGAUCUGGGUUCGGAAGGAAAUUGCAGAGCAUUUGGACUAUAAAAGUGAUGUUAAAGUAAUGGAGACAACGAAGACAGAUGCAAUCAAGGAUCUCUAUUUUUCCCAAGUUCAUUGUGAUUCCGUGUUAAUAACAGCUCCAUCUUCUACGUUCGGUUGGUGGAUCGGAUAUCUCUCGAAGAAUCAAUCAAACGUCUACUAUCGUGAUAUCCAAGAAACAGAAGAUACCGUCAAAUACCAAAUGAUCGAAGAAGAUUUCUUCCCUCCAAGUUGGAAUAAGCUAGGAAUGACCAAAAACGGGUUGAUUAUUUCAAAAUAA
Molecule: messenger RNA, 1464 nt
Organism: Caenorhabditis briggsae
Lineage: Eukaryota; Metazoa; Nematoda; Chromadorea; Rhabditida; Rhabditidae
Exons: 13
Coding region: 1-1464 (487 amino acids)
Biological process (GO): carbohydrate metabolic process
Cellular component (GO): membrane
Molecular function (GO): galactoside 2-alpha-L-fucosyltransferase activity
Source: RefSeq, a predicted model, not a curated record